AUGUGGAGAGCAGCGCUUACGGAGCUCGUAGCAACGGCGGCCCUUAUGUUCACUCUAACCAGCUCCAUCAUCUCCUGCCUGGACUCCAACGAACCCUCCCCGAAGCUGCUCGUUCCUUUGGCCGUCUUCAUCAUCGUCUUCCUCUUCCUGAUGGUCACUGUCCCUUUGUCCGGCGGCCACAUGAGCCCCGUCUUCACCUUCAUCGCGGCCCUCAAGGGCACCAUAACUUUGGCUCGCGCUUCCGUCUACGUUUCAGCGCAAUGCCUCGGAUCAAUCAUCGGCUUCCUCAUCAUCAAGAGCGUCAUGAGCAACGAAGCGGCGCAUAAAUAUUCCUUAGGCGGUUGCGUCAUCGGCAGCGACGGGCCGUCGUCGAGCAUAACGUCGGCGACGGCAUUGAUACUGGAGUUUUCUUGCACGUUCCUGGUGCUGCUUGUGGGUGUGACGGUGGCGUUCGACAGAAGAAGGUGCAAGGAAUUAGGGCUGCCGAUGGUUUGUGCGGUGGUGGCGGGGGCCAUGGCGGUGGCGGUAUUUGUGUCGAUCACCGUGACCGGAAAAGCGGACUAUGCGGGCGUGGGGCUCAAUCCGGCGAGAUGUUUGGGCCCGGCCUUGUUGCUGGGGAGCAGGCUCUGGUACGGGCAUUGGGUGUUUUGGGUUGGGCCGCUUCUGGCUUGCUCUGUUUACUACGUCUUCUCUUUGAACUUGCCGAGGGAAAUAUUUGUGGGUUAA
Molecule: messenger RNA, 726 nt
Organism: Diospyros lotus (date-plum)
Lineage: Eukaryota; Viridiplantae; Streptophyta; Magnoliopsida; Ericales; Ebenaceae
Product: probable aquaporin PIP2-6
Exons: 1
Coding region: 1-726 (241 amino acids)
Biological process (GO): transmembrane transport
Cellular component (GO): membrane
Molecular function (GO): channel activity
Source: RefSeq, a predicted model, not a curated record